Nicotiana tabacum (common tobacco) is the source of this 963-nucleotide messenger RNA. Lineage: Eukaryota; Viridiplantae; Streptophyta; Magnoliopsida; Solanales; Solanaceae. The record is from RefSeq and is a predicted model, not a curated record.
GUAUUGUGUAUCUAAUAUCAAUAAUAUAUUUUCUCCCGUGCUUUCUCACAAGCUUUAUAUAACAUCUGGAAUGAUGGAUUAUAAUAUGGAAGAGAUGCCUCCUCCAAAUGAUUUAUUAGCAAAUAAUGAAACCCAAGUGUCUUAGAUGCAGUACACUAAAUUUGCAACUUUUGAGUAAAAGCAUUCUUCAAAUGGUUUAUCAGCAGUAACACUUGUAGCUUUUCACUAUCUAAUGUAGGAUCUUAGACAAGAUUGUAUGACUACUUAUUUCAAAUUCAGUAUAUAUGACUAGCAAAAUCGGUGGCUUUUUGAUAGUGGUUAUCACUUUGUGUUGACAACGGCUAAUAUGAUUCUUAAUUUGUUCAGCAAGUAUGUCAACAGCUUCAUGUUUUAUGGUCAGCUCCAUUUCGUAUGGUCAUCGCCAUGGUUUUACUUUACCAGCAACUAGGUCUGGCUUCACUUCUUGGUGCUCUUAUGCUAGUAUUGAUGAUCCCAAUGCAGACGAUUAUUGUAAGCAAUAUGCGAAAACUAUCUAAAGAAGGAUUGCAACAUACUGACAAAAGGGUUGGUCUAACUAAUGAAUUACUUGCUGCAAUGGAUGUAGUAAAAUGUUAUGCAUGGGAGAAGAGCUUCCAAUCUAAAGUCCAGGGAAUGAGGAAUGAUGAACUAUCUUGGUUCAGGAAAGCACAACUAUUGGCAGCGUUCAACAAUUUCAUGCUGAACAGCAUCCCAGUUCUCGUAACAGUGAUUUCAUUUGGAGCUUUCACUUUGCUUGGUGGAAAUUUGACAGCUGCCAGAGCUUUUACAUCACUUUCCCUCUUUGCAAUUCUGAGGUUCCCGUUGAACAUGCUUCCGAACAUAAUAACUCAGGUUCUUAUUCUUAGCUUACUGUUUUUGACCUUUCUUAUAACAACAACAACAACAACCCAGCAUAAUACCAUUAGUGGGGUUUGGGGAGGGUAG